Mollisia scopiformis is the source of this 1389-nucleotide messenger RNA. Its product is annotated as NAD(P)-binding protein. Bases 160 to 1092 code for a protein of 310 amino acids. The transcript has 3 exons. Gene Ontology annotation, molecular function: 2,4-dienoyl-CoA reductase (NADPH) activity. Gene Ontology annotation, biological process: fatty acid catabolic process. NCBI's taxonomy places the organism in Eukaryota, Fungi, Ascomycota, Leotiomycetes, Helotiales, Mollisiaceae. The record is from RefSeq and is a predicted model, not a curated record.
CAUCAAGCUCCAUAAUAAUGCUACGGCCGUGAGAGCUGACGGCCUCUUCAAGAGAUACAUUCUCAGCAAGCCUGGGAGAUAUCAUCCCCCUUUGUCUUGUCUUGUGGUAAGGAUUGUUCUCAUUGCUAUACAUUAAAGCUUCCACAUCGCAAAUCAACUAUGGCAGUUCCCAGGUCCGAAUAUCUCUCUUCGGUUUGGAGGGAUGGUAUCUUUGAUAAAAAAGUCGUAUUCUGUACUGGAGGCGCGGGAACGAUAUGCAGUGCUCAAGUUAGAGCGCUUGUUCAUCUUGGAGCCAAUGCCUGCAUCAUCGGACGAAAUGUAGAGAAGACGGAGAGAAUGGCAAAGAACAUAGCUACAGCACGCAAUGGAGCAAAGGUCAUUGGCAUUGGUGCUGUGGAUGUCAGAAAGAUUGAGGAUUUAGAAAAGUCUGUCGCAAGAUGUGUCAAGGAGUUGGGAGGAAUUGACUAUGUCAUUGCCGGCGCAGCAGGCAAUUUUCUUGCUCCGAUUGAAGGGCUUUCCUCGAAUGCCUUCAGAACAGUCAUUGAGAUCGAUACAAUAGGCUCUUUCAAUACCCUCAAAGCGACGGUUCCCGAGCUCAUCAAGUCUGCUGCAAAGAACCCAAACACAGGCACAAAUCCCUCGACAGGUGGUCGCAUAAUCUUUAUAUCUGCCACAUUUCAUUUCACUGGCAUGCCAUUGCAAGCCCACGUCUCUGCCGCGAAAGCUGGUGUAGAUGCCAUCUCAGCAUCUGCGGCUUUGGAAUUUGGACCGCGCGGUAUAACAUCGAAUAUUAUAACACCUGGUCCCAUUUGGGGAACAGAGGGUAUGGCUAGACUGGGUAGCAGAGACGCCGAGAAAAGUGGUGUGGCAUUUAAACAUGUUCCACUGCAAAGAUACGGAACCGUGAAGGAGAUUGCUGACGGAACUGUUUAUCUGUUCAGUGAUGCGGGAAACUAUGUCAACGGUGAAGUUCUGGUUAUUGAUGGUGGCGACUGGAGAUCACCUAGUGGUAUGGGAGGUACCACAACAUACCCAGAUUAUUUGCUUGAUGGGUCGUUCGUUCGGCCAAGUGCUCAGAAGGCGAAAUUAUAGAAGGAAGAUGAGCUAGACGAUUGCGGUUUAUGUUAGACACCAUUGCAUGUCUCAAAGUCUUGAGGCUUACUUGGAUAUGUUGAGUCUCUUCAGGAACGAUGUAAUGAAUCAUUUUUUAUUUCCUCUGAAAAUUGCUCGGCUAUUCUACGUCGUCUUGACCAAAUUACAUCUAAAGUCAUUUUGAUGUUGGGUGACCCAGGUGUUCUAAAGUGCCUAAUUCUAGCGAUUCAUCUUCUUUCAUCGGCUCAACUUAGCAAUGUGGACUUGCUUAGAAAGUCUCAUGAAGCAUCAACACUU